CACACUGCACAACCAAUUAUCACGUCUCUCUACUAAUCUCCAUUGCAGGGUUCUAGACUUUACCAUACCUCCAUGGCGGGAACCCUCCAAGCUCUGAUUCUUUCACCUCCGGUCACAGGUACGACGUCGUUUCCUCGCCGGAACCUACAUUUUCGACCCAAUAGCUCCCUGCGUUACAGCGUUAACUCUGGGCGAUCAAUUUCGAGGCUCAUCAGAUGCUGUCGACCUUCUGAGCAGUUUGAUGGUUCAAGUGCCGAGAAUAGAUUGAAUUGGGCAAAGCCUUUGGCGACUUUUGCGUCCAACAAUUUUCUUCCAUUAGCUCUAGUCGGUGGAGUAGCAUUAGGACUUGCCAAUCCUAGUCUUGGCUGUUUAGCUGAUAGAUAUUAUCUGUCAAAAUUUAGCACAUUCGGAAUUUUUAUUGUAUCAGGUUUAACUUUGCGGAGUGAAGCAAUUGGUGCUGCUGCAGAAGCAUGGCCUGUAGGAACAUUUGGGCUAUGCUCAAUUCUAUUAUUUACUCCAUACUUUUCAAGGCUGAUACUGCAAAUUCAGCUCCAACCUCAAGAGUUUGUUACAGGAUUGGCUAUAUUUAGCUGUAUGCCUACUACAUUGUCAAGUGGAGUUGCACUUACUCAGCUUGCUGGGGGGAAUUCUGCACUUGCUCUUGCAAUGACCGUGAUAUCUAACAUGUUAGGAAUUUUGAUUAUUCCAUUUUCUGUCUCAAAAUUUAUAGCUGAUGGAGUUGGUAUAUCUGUUCCAACUGGGCAACUGUUUAGAAGUCUUGUUCUCACACUUUUAAUUCCUCUAAUCUUGGGGAAGAUUUUACGAGAAUCAUUUGAAGACUUGGCAGCAUUUGUUGACCAGAACCGUAAGCUUUUUUCAAAGAUCAGUGCACUACUCCUUAGCUUGGUGCCAUGGAUACAAGUGAGCAGAUCGAGGUCUCUGCUGCUGAUGGUUAAGCCUGAAGUUUUCAUUGUAGCUAUUGGAAUGGGAAUGCAUGUCCUUUACUUCAUUCUUUUUCUCUAUUUCAAUUUUAUAGUAACAUUGAGGGCGAAUGCUACAUACUGUCCUUCUGGUAAAGCAUUUUCACUGUACCAGAAAAGGCAAACAUUAGUGACGUUCCUGGGUUGUUUACAAUUUUGGGUGACUGAAAUUUGGGCAGACUGAAAUUUGUUGUCUGAUAGUUGUUUGAAUUGACGGAAGGAUUCUACUUUUAUUGCAGAAUUCUUCAUCUCAUUCUAUUAGCAUUUAACACUGUAGCUGUUAAGAGCCUCUCAGCUGUUUCUGGUGGUAGUCAAUCUGUUUUUUCCAAGAAAGAAAAUUUUGAUGCUGUUCUGCUUGUUGCAAGCCAGGUGACUUGGUUGUCCCAAAGCUAGAUGUACUUAUAUGGAUGAUUUCUUCCCAGCUAAGGAGACACACUCAGAAAUCUGAAAACAUACAGAAAAUAAACACUUUUUGCUAUCUUCACAUACAAAUCUUUCCCAGGCUGGCUUUGCUCCCAAGUAAUGUCUAGGCUUUAUUUUUUGGCCUUGUGCUUUUUGUAGAAAACCCUGCCUGUGAUGGUAGCAGUUGUGGAGCAACUUGGUGGUGCAUUUGGCGAAUCUGGUCUACUGGUUCUACCUUGUGUUGCUGCACAUUUACUCCAGAUUAUCAUGGACUCCUUUCUUGUUAACUUCUGGCUACGAAAGGAUCUUUCAUCAAAUAGUGUCAAGGCGGCCUGAAAUACUGAGAACAAAGACCAACUGAUAACCAUACUUUGAAGAGGCAAUAUACCUUGUUUGCAGAAAUGAUAAAUCCAUUCAUUGUUAUGGAUAGAAACAGCCUAGCGAAUCAAUUGCAUCAUCUGGCCACCCACCCUCUUUAUUUAUGUAUUUAGGUUUUGUUAGUAAGUACUGUACUGUGUUGUAAUUGUUGUCUCUUUCUUUUCUUUUUUUUUUUUUAACAUAGGAAAGGUUUUUUGUUUUUUCUUUUACUACCUUAAAGGUAUAUAAAAAAUAAUUAAAAUUAAUUAAAAAUUAAAAAUUUAU
This is a messenger RNA of Rubroshorea leprosula, 2024 nucleotides long. The record is from the annotation of a GenBank genome assembly. NCBI's taxonomy places the organism in Eukaryota, Viridiplantae, Streptophyta, Magnoliopsida, Malvales, Dipterocarpaceae.